This is a messenger RNA of Amblyraja radiata (thorny skate), 5050 nucleotides long. Its product is annotated as collagen alpha-6(VI) chain-like. Lineage: Eukaryota; Metazoa; Chordata; Chondrichthyes; Rajiformes; Rajidae. The record is from RefSeq and is a predicted model, not a curated record. Bases 2 to 5050 code for a protein of 1682 amino acids. The transcript has 23 exons.
UAUGCAAUAUGCCGAUGUUGUUUUCCUAGUUGAUGGUUCUCAGUAUAUGGGACUCUCCAGAUUCAAUCAGAUCCGAAACGUCAUCUUAAAAACUGUUUCUCAACUUGAGAUCGGGGUGGACAAGUUCCAAGUUGGUCUCGCCCAAUAUGGUAUGUCCACCCAUUCUGACUUCGUACUGAAUACCUUCCAAACAAAUGCAAAAGUGAGAAACUACAUAAGGAAUAUUCGUAGGCCUACAUUUCGGGGGAGUCGUGGGCUCAGAACAGGCAAUGCCAUUGACUUCCUGAGGAAGACCUUUUUCAAUGAGUCCACUGGAAGUCGACAGGCUCAAGGAUUUCCUCAGAUUGCUGUAAUAAUUACUUCGGAAUCUUCAAGGGAUAAUGUUAUCCCGGCUGCCAGAGAGAUAAGAAGCAAAGGGGUGAAGGUUAUCUCCAUUGGUGUGAAGAAUUCUUCUCUUGAUGAGCUGAAGGAUAUAGCCUUUCCCAGUAAGCAAUUUUAUUUCCAGGUUGAUGCUGGUGAUGCACUUGUUGGGUUAUCCAAUAAAAUAUCCAGCACCAUCGUGAGGACAGCACAAGAGGAAUUUCAGUUCCGAGAGUCAAGUAGCCAAACAGCUCCAUGCCAGUCUGAUUCAAUCGCUGACAUUAUCUUCUUGGUAGACGGAUCUGAUAACAUUGGGCCAAUCAACUUUCAAUUACUCAGAAUUUUCCUCCAAAAUGUAAUCUUUGGCCUGGACGUCAAAGCCGAUAAAGUUCGCAUUGGUUUGGUCCAGUACAACAAAGUACCGACAGAAGAGUUUUAUUUAGGAACUUAUCACCAGAAGAGUGAAAUCCUGGAGCAUGUCAGAUCAUUACCCUACUGGGGAGGAGGCAGAAUGACGGGCAAUGCCAUCAACUUUGUAUGGAGAAACUGCUUUACACCACUGUCUGGCAGUCGUGCCACGAAUGAGAUCCCCCAAAUUAUGGUUUUGAUCACAAGUGGUGAAUCCCAGGAUCAGGUGGAGGAGCAAGCAGAAUCUCUGCGCCGUAAGGGUGUUAUAGUUUUUGCCUUGGGAAUUGGAAAUGUCAACGUAACGGAGUUGAAGAAAAUCGCUUCAUAUCCUUCAGAGACAUAUGUUUCCAGAGUGAAAGACUUCAUUCAGUUGUCACCUACUACAGAGAUACUGCAGAAGAAGAUUUGCUCUGAGAUCAACAGACAAAUCUCAGUGGUAGCGGGCCAAGAAGAUGACCUUAAACAAGGCUGCAUUCAGACUGAAGAAGCUGAUAUUUUUUUUCUCAUUGAUGGGUCAACCAGCAUUGAGCUUCCACACUUCGAGGACGUUCGAAGUUUCCUGAUCGAGGUUGUUAAUGUAUUCAACAUUGGUGCAGAUCAAGUACGUGUUGGGGUUGUCCAGUAUGCAACAGACCCAAUAAUUGAAUUUGGAGUCACUCAAUAUACCAAUAAAACAAGUUUGGAGGCUGCAAUUAAAAAAAUCUCUCAAAUUGGCGGAAAUACUGGAACAGGUCUUGCGUUAAGCCACAUGAAAGAUCACUUCAGGGAAGCCGCAAGAAGCCGCAGAAGUACUGUACCACGCUAUCUGAUCACCAUCACCGAUGGACAAUCACAUGAUGAUGUAAAAAUUCCUGCUGGAGAGUUAAUGCAGCAAGGAAUAACUACUUAUGCUGUAGGGGUAGGUCAGGCAGAUACAGCUGAACUUGAACUGAUUGGUGGAACCAAAGAAAGGGUUUAUUACGUCGAUAACUUUGAUGCAUUAAAAUAUCUGAAGAAUCGCAUAGUCCAGCAAAUAUGCUCACCGGAAGCCUGCAGUAAAUUGGGCCACACUGACAUCGUCUUCCUAAUUGAUGGAUCGGGAAGCAUAGGCAUGAAUGAAUUUGUAAAAAUGAAAGAGUUUAUGAUUAACAUUGUCGACAAGUUGACUACUGGACCUGAUCAUGUGCGCAUAGGUCUAAUACAAUAUUCCGCAGAUCCUGAAGAAGAGUUUCCUCUUAAUGAAUAUCCAUCGGAAGAAUUACAUGAGCUGAUUCAUAAAAUGAAACAGUUGGCCGGACGCACUGAGACUGGCAAAGCCCUGAACUUUGCAGCAGACUACUUUGAUAAAUUAACAGUGAGUCAGACUGGUGCCUCCCAGUUUCUCAUCGUGGUCACUGAUGGAGAGUCACAGGAUGGGGUUCUGACACCAGCGAAAAACAUCAGGGAUAAACAAGUCACAGUGUUAGCUGUGGGUAUUCGUGACGCCAACAUUACUCAACUUCUGGAAAUUGGAGGAGCUCAUGAUAAGAUUAACUACAUUGAAAAGUUUGACCUGCUGAAAGAUCUGGAAGAAAAAAUAUCCUGGCAGAUCUGUAUUGCUCCUGAUGGGAAGUUUGUCUGCCUGAAAACGGAUGCAAUGGAUAUUGUUUUUGUGAUUGACGGAUCAAGCGACACACAACCAGAUGCGUUUGAGCGUAUGAAAAGUUUCAUGAUGACAAUGGUGAACAUUUCAGUUGUCGCCUCCGACCAUGUGCAGUUUGCUGCCAUACUGUUCAAUGAGAAAGCUGAUGUCCAAUUCCAACUGAACCAAUUCCGGAACAAAAUGGAGAUCCACAAAGCCAUAAACCAAAUGCAGCCAUUAGGAGGAACCGCAGCCAUUACACAUGCUCUUAAUCAGGCAAAACAGGUUUUAGCCACAGACAAAGGGGGCCGAAAAGCACAUGGUGCCUCACAGUUCAUUAUAGUGAUGACUAAUGUAGAAGCGAGAGAUUUAAUCCAACAACAAUUGGUGGAUGACUUUAGAAAGAGUGAAAUUACUGUAAUCACCGUGAGAACGCCCAGACGCAACGAAGCAUUCCUGCGAAUAGAAGGUGCCAAUGAAACUGACUUGAGCUUUCAAAGUCCUGAUGCCAUGAAUCAAAUAAUGAACAGCAUUCUGCAGCAGAUUUGUGAAAAAACAAAGCCAGAUUGUGAACUUCAGGAAGCAGAUAUUGUUUUUCUCGUGGAUGGAUCAACGAGUAUUGAUCCUAAAGACUUUAGACUCAUGAAAUCUUUUCUGGAAUAUGUGAUUCGUGUUUUUCCUGUCGACCCAAAUAAAUUCCAGUUUGGUCUGGCGCAGUUCAGUACACGUUAUGACAAGGUCUUUGAAUUAAAUGCUUUUGCAACCAAAAUUCCUAUGCUGAGGAAAAUUGAAGAUAUGGACCAACUGACGGGAAACACCAAUAUUGGAAUGGCUCUAAGAGAGACGGCUGACUUGUUCACAAAGAAAGCAGGUAGUCGGAAAUCAUCUGGAGUUCCCCAAAACCUGUUAGUGAUCACUGAUGGGGAGUCAACAGAUCCUGUGGUCGCCUCUGCUAAAAAUAUUAGUCAAGAUAAGAUAAACAUAUUUGCUGUUGGUAUAAAGGACGCAAGUGAGACCCAACUUUUACAAAUCGCAGGGUCAACUGAAAACAUAUUUUUUGUUCAAGAAUUUGAAGAUCUGGACAAGAUUAAAAGAAGGGUCAUCCGCAGUUUCUGUACGCCAAGCGCAGAUUGCAUCAUUGAUGUUGCCAUUGGAAUAGAUGUCAGUAGUCUGAAACAAUUGCAGACGACACCUGGCAGUCAGCUGAAAAUGCAGAUGCAUCUGAAUAGCAUCAUUGACAGAAUGUUGGAUCUUCACAAUAUCAGCUGCAAGGGAGGUCACGGUCUCAACAUGAGGGUUGACUUUCACAAGUCCAAAAUGGAUACAGCGUUUGACUUUAAAAGCAUUGAUUCCAGAAGUGUGAAUGCAUUGAUUGUGGUUCCUCUGGAAACAAAAAGUACUGACAACUUUGCUGAACUAGAGUUUGGACGAGGGUUUGGUUACAGAAACAAACUGAGGAUCGAUAUGCCCGAUAUUGGAAAUGCUUUGAUGUCAGAAAUUGGGAACGCAGGUCAAGAGGGAAGUAGAGGAUAUGCAGGAGAAGACGGAACUAUGGGCAGCAGGGGACCUGUAGGUGUUACUGGAGCACAAGGAGCAGAUGGAUGCCAAGGUCCCAGAGGCCUCAAGGGAUCAAGAGGGUAUCGAGGAGCGAAGGGUGACAGUGGUCUCAAUGGUGUGGAUGGAAUAAAUGGAAAAGAGGGAGAUCCUGGAACUCCUGGACUCGGUGGAGAAAAAGGGGCUGAUGGAAACACUGGAAGUAAAGGUGUUCAAGGAUUCAAGGGUGAACGAGGAGAUCCUGGUCUACCAGGGGACACUGGUGAAGUCGGAUUAGACGGUACACCAGGCCAGGCUGGCAAUGAAGGAAAUCGCGGAUCUAAUGGAGCUUUUGGUUCUCCUGGAAUAAGAGGAGAGAAAGGAUUAACAGGGGUUCAGGGCCCAAUGGGAAGAGAAGGUGACAUCGGUGCCAAAGGGAAUGAAGGAUUCAAUGGGCGAAAGGGCAUGGAUGGAUCUGAUGAAAUUGGAACCCCUGGACCUAAAGGGCGAGAGGGACCACGAGGAUACCCUGGUUUUCCUGGUCAGCUGGGACCAAAUGGUAUCACUGGAACCUCUGGUGUUGGGGGACGGGCUCAAAGGGCCAAAGGGGCCGGCAUCCUUGCAACUUGCUGUUCAUCAAAAAGUUUAGAGUGCCCUGUUUACCCUAUGGACUUAGUGUUUGCGUUGGACAUGUCCCAGGAGGUGACGCCAUCCAUAUUUAACAGAAUGCGGAAGAUAGUAAAUGACUUUGUGCAGGAUCUUAAAGUCACUGAAGGUGCCUGCCCAGAGGGAGCACGUGUGGCAGUUCUUUCCUACAGCUCCACACCAAAAAUGCAUAUACGAUUCACAGAAUUUAGGAAAAAACAGGCUUUUCUGAAAGCGCUGGCGAAGCUAAAUUAUGAGCAGUCAGCCGACUACCGAAAUAUCGGACUAGCAAUGAGGUUCGUUGCAAGAAAUAUCUUCAAGCGUGCACGUGGUGGCUUUCUUGUCAGAAAAGUAGCAGUAUUUAUUACCAAUGGCCCAUCUCAAGAGACAACAUCAAUCAUGUCAGCAGCCCUGGAGUUCAAAGCCUUGGACAUUACGCCGGUUGUCAUUUCUUUCUCUAGGGUCCCUGAAAUACAGCUUCCUUUCCAGGUAGGAUAUCUAUGA